Brassica rapa (field mustard) is the source of this 1722-nucleotide messenger RNA. Its product is annotated as B3 domain-containing protein REM10-like. The record is from RefSeq and is a predicted model, not a curated record. Gene Ontology annotation, molecular function: DNA binding. NCBI's taxonomy places the organism in Eukaryota, Viridiplantae, Streptophyta, Magnoliopsida, Brassicales, Brassicaceae.
AUGCCUAAUUCGCACAAACCUCAUUUCUUGAAGCCUCUGCUUCCCGAUUUCCACAGUGGCGUGACAAUACCACUUGGCUUCUUCUCACAACACAUAGAAGGGAAGACAAACCGGAAAACAUGGAAACUAAGAUCGGACGCUACAGAUCAAACUUGGGAAGUGAUACAAGAAGGCAGGAGACUCACCGGAGGUUGGAAAGAUUUCACCACAGCACAUGACCUUCAAAUCGGUGACAUUGUCAUCUUCAAACACGAAGGAGAUAUGGUGUUUCAUGUCACACCAUUUGGUCCUAGCUGUUGUGAGAUUCAGUAUACACAUCCUCACAUCAUCAAGGAAGAAGCCGAUGCGGAUGAUGUUCCUUCUUUCUCAUUUGACUAUUGUUUUCAGGCUGAGGUCACUGCUUCGAAUCUAAAAGAAGACAAACUUUAUCUUCCUGAGGGAGCUACGACUUGUACUGCUUUGAACAAACAAUGCCAAGAGAUAAUACUUGUCAACAAAGAGGGAAAUUCAUGGACUGUGAGUUUGCGAUUUAGCGAAGCAGACGGCAUGUAUUACAUCAGAAGAGGCUGGAGAAAGUUCUGUCGUGCUAACAGAUGCGCCAUAGGAGACUUAUUUGUGUUCAAUGUGGUUGGAGAUGGGAAAACUACUCCACUAAUGUGUGUAUGUCCGGAAAGGGAAGAGUGAUUUUGAACCUAAACUUAUGUAUGUCGAACCAGAAAUUUAUGUAUGUCUCUUUUUAUGGCUGACUAAUACUCAUAUAAUGGCUGGGUUAUUGUUUGAUUAUGACUUAAUUAACGUAACGGCUGAGUUGCAGUGAACGUUAUAACUGAGUUAUUAAAACGUUAUGACUGACGAAUACUCGUAUUAUGGCUGGGUUAUUGUUUGAUAGUGACUUAAUUAACGUACCGGCUGAAUUGCAGUUAACGUUAUAACUGAGUUAUUAAAACGUUAUGACUGACGAAUACUCGUAUUAUGGCUGGGUUAUUGUUUGAUUAUGAAUUAAUUAACGUAACGGCUGAAUUGCAGUUAACGUUAUAACUGAGUUAUUAAAACGUUAUGACUGACGAAUACUCGUAUUAUGGCUGGGUUAUUGUUUGAUUAUGAAUUAAUUAACGUACUGGCUGAGUUGCAUUGAACUUAAUAGCUGAGUUACUAAAAACAUUGCGUCUAAAUUAUGAUUACAACACAUGACUACGCAAAGAAAUAGUGCCAAAAUAUGGCCAUACCAAACCCACAAACCACCACUGGAAACAUCAAACACUUCAUCUUUUCCGCUUUACCGAGUUCUUUCUCCAACCGACCAACGUCUACUCUCAGAUCUGAUAUGCCUUUGGUCAUGUCACUCAUCACCGAUUUCAUAUCUUCUACCUCUUCCACCAAGCACUCGUCCGCCCAUUUGAAUAAAUGUCUCUGAUUUCACCAACAUGCCCAGCUCUUAGUAUCACAUUGACAGUAUAAUGAAUAAAAUUAAAAAUCAAACCUUAAUAUAUCCUUUGCGACAGCAAUAGUACAGUCGUCCUGGAUUAGCCCGUGAUGCAGAUGUACAUAAUUCAGCGGGUUCACCACACCAACACUGUUUCGGCGUUCCUCUUUCCACAUGCCGGCGGUGAAAGUAAGUGUUACCAGACACAGAUGAUGAAGAAGACAUUUUCUUUGAAUGAAAGAGAAAUUGGUGUGAAAGACAAAGUUAAAACAAUAGUGGUAGUAAUAUAAAAUCAUUUU